Amphiprion ocellaris (clown anemonefish) is the source of this 1479-nucleotide messenger RNA. RefSeq lists its product as uncharacterized. NCBI's taxonomy places the organism in Eukaryota, Metazoa, Chordata, Actinopteri, Pomacentridae. The record is from RefSeq and is a predicted model, not a curated record. The transcript has 2 exons. The coding region runs from base 310 to 1431 and encodes 373 amino acids.
AGGGAGGAAACUCUACUUCUAGCUGUUUGACGCAGUCAUUCCUGGAUGUCCUGUUGACCUGUGUCACCGUUGGCCAAACUCCAGCAGCUUUGGAAACUCAGUAACGUCACUGCAUGCAAAAUGUGGUCCCAGCAGAGACUGUGAGGGAGGGAUGCCGUUCAGUGACAGGCUGAAAGCUUAGGUCACUGAACAGGUGGAAGACACAGAUGAGGUAAGGUGACAUAGACACACAUGCAUUUGUAGCAAUAUUUUACUAUUUGUGUCUUUUCGAAGGAAGUGUAAAAAUGUUGUUCAUGUUUAGACUUGUAAAUGAAUUUCCUCAAACAUAUUCAAAACUGUGUAUAUCAUGGUAAACAUUUCCUUGUUGUACAAGCACAUGUUGGACUCAUGGAGCAGAUUAACCACUUCUGCUCCGCUCUGGACACAAAGAUGGACACUACAGAUGAAAACCACACAGAGGGGGUGAAGACAGAGAGAAAGAACGAGCAAACUUGGGAGAGUGACUCUUGUACCAGACUAUCAGAUGAAACACACCAGCAUCUGUCGAUCAGCGAAGGGCCGUCCAGCAGCUGCAGGGGGGUCAGAGUGAGAUCCAGACCCAAACUUCACUCGACAAAAAGCUUCCCCCCUUACAGUCAGUGUAUAGGUGGACUAGGAGAGGACGGCGAGUGGGACGACGAGGAAGACUCAGAGUCUGGCAUGGUUCUCCAGCCAAAUGUGAGGGAAAAAAUUCAAAACACAGAAAGGAAAAAAGAGUUGACCUCAAGAUGGGCAAGAGAUGGAAUGAAGGCAAAAUGGAGGUGGAGGAGGACGGAGAGGUUGGGGGGAAGCUAUGAGGGAGACACAGAUGGCUGGGACAGAGGAAGGUGGAGCGGGAAAAGAAGAGUGGAAGAGGCUGGAAAAGGAAAGGGGCAUGAAGACGAGCAGAGUGGGGAUGGUGAGGGGAAACACUGGAGAGGUAGAAAGUCAAGUUUUGAGAAAGGGAGGAAUAAAGAAGAGGUAGAAGAGAGGGGGAGCUCUUCAGCUGUCGAGGGUGAGGACAGGGGGGAGACCCGUGAGGGGGAGGACGAGGAGACCGAGGAUCUGCCAGGACUGACAGGGGGCUCAACAACACAUCAGUGGUCCUCCCCACAUCCAAUCCUCUCCAAGCUGCUGCACUCCUCGUCCAGCUCCUCCUGCUCCUCCAUCAACUUCUCCUCAGCAGAGAGCGAUGAGGUCUUCAGCGAAGGAGAGGAUGCUGCGUCGAAGAGGAAGACUUUCAGGAAGUGUCACUCCUGGAAAACCUUCCUGACCAUGAUGCACUGGUCGCUGGCCCGACAGAGCUCCUGGGUCCAGCUGGCAGGACAUCAAGGCAUGUGUGUUACACUUCACCCAAAACAGACGCAUAGAGGGACUCAGAAACUACAGCGAUCACAUUUCCAAAGGAUAUAAUGUAAAGAUAGACUGAUCUCUAAAUGAUUAAGGUUUCUGUGUGCAAAU